UCCAAUCAGAAUGUUCGCGCUGAAGAAAAAUGAUUGGAUGAAUGAACCUGCUUACUUCCUGCCUGCGCGCACUCGUGCUCGUGCACCGCACAUUGGGGCGCGUGACUGACCAGGCUUCAAACUACGCAAACAAGCAAGGCAGAGGCGACACAGCUAACAGCUAACAGCUACGAGCUACGAGCUACGAGCUAACAGCUAAAACUAACAGACAACAGACAACAGACGAGUUGACAACAGACAAAACUAAAGAAGAAGAAGAAGAGUUGUUGCAGAAUGGCAAGGGCAAGUGCGUACAAUAGCUUCCGGUCGCAAGAGAAAGACAGCAUGUGAGACGGCUAUGAACAUAAAGAGGUUGGAUACAACAAGAAGGAAACGGAGGAGUAAACACCGGUGUGGCUCUUCAACGCUGGCGUCAACUCAGGGAGGAGAAGAGGGUUGAAAGGACUUCCAUAUGCACAGCCUGAUCCGUCAGCCUACAGACCUGUUUUGAUACCAAAGAGCGAGAACUUGAGGUCUCCACUCGGGUCACAGACUGUGGGCUCCAAAACAACAUCUGAAAUCCAGCAGAUUCAUCAUUCUCAGACUCGGUGACAGAUGGCGAGUCCCUCUCCCCCAGGGGGAAGCCAGUCUCUGUGAAUGCGGCCGCAUGUCAAUCACCGGCUCUCAUGUGAUGGCUCUUGCCAAUGACGUGCCAGCCAUAUGGGCCUGGCAUCAGAGCUGGUAUGUAACCCACCCAGUCCUGCCUCCGAGGUGCCACACGGCUCCUUCCACGCGUCGGGGCUGGGGAUAACAGCAGCAGCAGCAUCAGCAUCAUCAGCAGCAUCAGCAUCAGCAUCAGACAGAGCCGGGUGGCAGGAGAGGAGAGAGAGAGAGAGAGAGAGAGAGAGAGGUGUGAGAGCAGAGCACCAGCGUCUCGCCUGCACAAGCAUCCGUGCAGGGCGUGUGGAUGGGAUGCCCACCCGGAGAGAGAUGGUGUAAACAAACCCGCUUCGCCCCAUCACUGAGCCCCACGACGGAGGUUGCUCGCCACCAUGUUGAGUCGUCUGUUCAGCGAGGUGCUGCCGGACGUCCAGAGGCUCGCGGCCGACUGGGCGGAGGACGACGAGAGCGAGGACGGUAAGGUCAAGGACGACGAGCACGAGCACGAGGCCGGCUGUCACCUCGAGGACGACGAGCUCGACGGGCCGCUGGAAGGCAGCAGCCGAACCGAGUCCGAGAUGGCGGGCGACGACGACGACGACGAGGACGACGAGGCCGAGGAGGAGUGCGGAGACGAGAACGGCGGGGACAAGCCCAAGAAGCGCGGCCCCAAGAAGCGCAAGAUGACGCCGGCGCGCGUGCAGCGCUCCAAGGUGCGCCGGAUGAAGGCGAACGCGCGGGAGCGCACGCGUAUGCACGACUUGAAUUCCGCCCUGGACAAUCUGCGCAAAGUGGUGCCGUGCUACUCCAAAACCCAGAAACUGUCCAAGAUCGAGACUCUGAGGCUGGCCAAGAAUUACAUACUGGCUCUGGGGGAGAUUUUACGCAACGGGAAGCGUCCAGAUGUGGUGGCCUACGUGCAGAUGUUGUGCAAAGGCCUGUCACAGCCCACCACCAACCUGGUGGCGGGCUGCCUGCAGCUCAACACCAGGAACUUCCUGACUGAACCGUGCUCGGACGGUGCCCGCUUCCACAUGCCCAGCUCUCCUUUCUCCGUUCAUCCCUACUCCUACCGCUGCUCCCGCCUCUCCAGUCCGCACUACCAGCCCGGGAGCGGUGCGCUCAACAUGCGCGGCCACUCCUACGGUGCUGGAUACGAGGGCGUGUACCCGCCGGGGGGGACGUCUCCUGACUACAGCAGCCCGGACUAUGAGGGCCAGCACAGCCCGCCCGUGUGCCUGAACGGCGGACUGUCCGCAGGGAGACAGCAGGAGUCCUCCGAGACGGACAGGAACUAUCACUACUCUAUGCAUUACUCCGGACUGUCCACGUCCCGACCCGGCCACAGCUUGCCGUUCGGGCCCUCUGGAGCGCGCAGUGGUGGUGCGCACUCGGAGAACAUUCCCCCUUUCCAAGAUGCGCACUUGCACCACGACAGGGCUCCUCCAUACGAGGACCUCAAUGCUUUUUUCCACAACUGAGCCCCUCGUGCCGGGCCAGUCUGACCUUACAUUGACAAUCCCAUUACGUGUACUGAUGUUUGGAAAAACCAGAGGAGCGUCUGAGAGGAUGGGGGGGGGGGGGGGGUGGAAGAGGCAGAGAGAUUCCUGUGAUUACCUUCUGUGUUCUACUGAUGUCAUCCCUAUAAGUGUGUCCAGUAUUAUCAUGUAUGCAGAACGAGUGCAACUGACAUAAAAAAAACGAUGUAUAGGCCCAAGAGAAAAAGAAAAAAAUAAUGUUGUGAUGACACAAACAACAGAAAUAAAAAAAAAAGUUUUAUAACUGUCU
This is a messenger RNA of Scophthalmus maximus (turbot), 2427 nucleotides long. Its product is annotated as neurogenic differentiation factor 2-like. The transcript is spliced from 5 exons. The coding region runs from base 1032 to 2120 and encodes 362 amino acids. The record is from RefSeq and is a predicted model, not a curated record. Gene Ontology annotation, molecular function: protein dimerization activity. NCBI's taxonomy places the organism in Eukaryota, Metazoa, Chordata, Actinopteri, Pleuronectiformes, Scophthalmidae.